Molecule: messenger RNA, 837 nt
Organism: Chenopodium quinoa (quinoa)
Lineage: Eukaryota; Viridiplantae; Streptophyta; Magnoliopsida; Caryophyllales; Amaranthaceae
Exons: 1
Coding region: 1-837 (278 amino acids)
Source: RefSeq, a predicted model, not a curated record
AUGGCCGACACACCCAAGUACCAACCAUCCUUGGCCAUCACAAGCGUGAAGUCUCUAAUCCCAAUCACGUUGGAUGCCGACCAUGGUAUGUACCACUCUUCGGCUGCACUUUUCAAAGUGCAAGUUAGGGUUCACGAUCUUCACAAUCACAUUAUUCCUCUUACGGAGGAGAAGGAGAAGGUAGCAUACGAAGCUUCUAAAUCGGCUGACCUUGCCACGUGGAAACGAUUAGAUACGGUUGUCCUACAAUGGAUAUACGGUACUAUUUCCACCGACCUUCUCAAUGCUAUCCUUCUCAAGGAUGAUACCGCUCAGGCUGCUUGGGCUUGUCUCGAGUCCAUGUUUCAAGACAAGAAAGCCUCCCGAGCCUCUCAUCUCGAACAAGAGCUUGCUGACCUCGACUUCGAAAAUUUCUUUUCCAUUGAUGGUUAUUACAAUCACAUCAAAUCGCUUGCCGAUCGUCUUGCCGAUGUUGAUGCUCCGAUUCCCAAUAGUCGCCUCAUUCUUAAGAUGACCGCAGGACUCCUGGAAGCUUAUGCAGGGACGGUGGAUUUUAUUCAGAAUCAAGAGCCAUUGCCUACUUUUGAGAGCUGUAGAUCACGCAUAAAACUAGCUGAGCGGACCAUCAAGAACCGCCUAGCUAAGGAGGGUGGAUCGACCAGCCAUUUGCCGACCUCCCUUGUCUCAACAUCCGGCAGCCAGCAAAACUCGGAGUCCUCUAUUAACUCCUCAGCAUCACGGUCUCACACCAAGGGGAAUAAACAGAAGGAGGCAAAUUCGAAGCCUUCUGGAAAAGGGUGCACUACAAGCGGCCCAACCCAACGACAAUCAGGCUAG